This is a messenger RNA of Tigriopus californicus, 3948 nucleotides long. RefSeq names its product ubiquitin conjugation factor E4 B-like (gene Ube4B). Bases 217 to 3705 code for a protein of 1162 amino acids. Gene Ontology annotation, molecular function: ubiquitin-ubiquitin ligase activity. Lineage: Eukaryota; Metazoa; Arthropoda; Copepoda; Harpacticoida; Harpacticidae. The record is from RefSeq and is a predicted model, not a curated record. The transcript is spliced from 21 exons. Gene Ontology annotation, cellular component: ubiquitin ligase complex; nucleus; cytoplasm. Gene Ontology annotation, biological process: protein polyubiquitination.
GCUGACGCAUAAAAAACGGCUGAGAAAGAAAGAAAGACAGACAGCAAGAUUGCCACACUGACGGUCAGACAGACGCAGUUCCUGGAGGAUUACGACCUCUCAAGUUGACAUUUAGCCGAGCGGAAAUCAACGCGGAACGUUCCCACGGCCUCAUCAACCGGAUCAACCCAGCCAAUCGUCAGUGGGGCGGGUCAAUCCAUCGCCAACCACGUCAGCAUGGAUCCGGAUCAGGAUGAGAUUCGGCGGAAGCGUUUGGCUCGUUUGGGCGGUGCUGGAUCGGCCGGGGCGAAUCGUGCCCAAGGAGGCGACAAAGACCAAGAAACGCCCAAGAAAACAGACCAGGAGGGCUCGAACAAUGGUUCAUCAGCUUCUGGCGGCGAUCAGAUCACGGAGGAAGCCGUUCAGUCCAUGGAUACUUCCCCCGUCAAAUCGGAGAGUGGCGUGAAGCGUCAUAAUUUGGUAGAGGCUCAUAUUUCGAAGAGUGAGGCCUCAUUCGGUUUGGCUAAUGCUCCGGCCGUAGAUAUCAAGGCUGACACGGUUCAGAAUCAGAGUAUGGAGACGGGGGCAAGCCAAGAUGGCGGAGCGGUGAUAUCCAGCCAGAUCUCCAAUGACUUUGACUCGGGUGUUGAGACCAUGAUGGAAGUGGAUGAAGCGACCUCUCAAGGAUCCGGAUGCGGAUCGGAGAAAAAGGAAUUUGUGGAGAAGCGACAACGCACUUCAAGCAGUGCCUCGUACGAGGUGACACCCAAACAAUUGCGGAACAGUCUGGAGAAUAUCUUUCGAGUGAAGCUUUGUUCCUCGUCCAGUCCAUCCUCCAAUUUGGACCUCUCCGAUACGACUCAGAUUCAUAAAGACCUGGCCGAUGAGCAAGUCUGCUACAAUGAUGUGAUAGCGGACAUUCUGACUGAAGUUAUCUUUAUCAUGACCGAAGGAACUUAUCCCCCCGGGGUGGCUAAGAAAUCGGCAGCCAGUCUACAAGACUCAAUAGUAGCAUACCUCUUCAAUUGUUAUGAGAGAAUCGCCGAAGAAGAGAGAACGUAUAAGAAGAGAGCCUCAAUACCCGUUGUCAGUGACUUGAUGACCAGUGCUCUGACCCAAGUGUUGCAAUUUACCUCAUUAGUCCUUCAAAACGUGUUUGACACGGAGAACAAUGUCUGUGGAAUCGCUCAUUCCGCCCUCGCCAAACCUCUCUUGGAACAAACCAUGCCCAUGGGAUUCUUGGUCGAUCUGGUCAGUCACACCUCAGGAGAAUGGGACACUUUCAAAACGAUCUUUUCCCCCUUGAUGGAGUCAAUCAUCGCCGAGGCCAGGAAAUCGAGCUUGGUGGACUCCAGUUACAAGACACCCAUCAUUGCCAUGACCGAGCUCUGUGAAUUGAAGACCACCGGUGCUGGCUCAGGGGGACAACGACCGUUCUGCCAACUUCUCACCGAAUUGCCCCUAUGGAUGCCAGGAACCCUGAGUGAAGCCGUGGGCCGUGAAAUCACCACCACCACGGUCCUGGGCCCGUUUUUAAUGAUUUCGGUGUUUGCGGAGGAGGAUCCGGGCGUGGCUGAGAAGCAUUUCUCGGGCAAACAAGCGGCUUCCUUGGUUCGAUCCAUUGCUCAACAACUCCAAAGUGAAAUGGAAUUCAUGCGGACUUCGCUUCAUCGGAUCUUUCAUGCCAUUCUUGUCAACUCAAGCACGCGUGAACCUGUCCUUCAAUUUCUACGAGAGAUCCUGAAAAGAAAUCAGAAGCGAGAGCAAAUGCAGGUGAAUGAGCGUCAAGUGGCUGGAGAUGGAUUCAUGCUGAACUUUCUAUCGGUUCUGCAACAUUUGGCCUCCAAGGUCAAGAUGGACAAAGUAGACAUUUACUACCUGCAACGCGAAGACAACCUGAUCAAAUUGCCAGACGAUACUACCAGAUUGAAAAUGACUGAAGCAGAACUUCAAGAGUGGCUAAAGAAAGAAGAUAUUGUGGUGAAGAAACGCGGCAAAGGACUGAAUUUCCAUACGGACUGUUGGUAUUUGACCUUGUAUGCCCACCACUUAUCCAUCUUACCCUGCAUUCGGAGGUAUCAGAGAAGAAUUCGACACCUAAGAGAGCUGCAAAAAGCCGUGGACGAAUUGGAAAAGACCGAAACCCAGUGGAAGAACUCGCCAACGGCCAUGCGAAAUCGACAAAUCCUAAAGAAAUACCAAUCUCAAGUGAAGAAACUGAGCAAAUCCAAGGCAUGUGCGGACACCGGGCUCUUGGAUCAGAAUCUGAUCACCCGCUGCCUUCAGUUCUACUCUUCCGUGUGUGAAUUCCUGCUGUAUAACAUGCUUGGAAAGGUGAACAAGGAGAGUGGGUGCAUUCAAAAGAGUGUGCAUGAGGACAUCUCGUCGCAGCUGCCCUUGAAUGCGAACGAUAUUCCCAACAGCUUUGCCGCCCUGCCAGAAUGGGCCAUUGAUGACCUGGCCGAUUUUCUUCUCUUUGCCAUGCAAUAUCUGCCACAACUUGUGUCAGAGAACGUGGACCAAAAUAUUCUGACGUUUCUCUUGGUCUUGGUAUGCUCCCCAUCGUUUUUCAACAAUCCUUACUUGGUGUCCAAGAUUGUGGAGGUGUUCUUUGUGAUCAAUCCUUUCGUGCAGGAUCGGACCCAAGAAUUGUUCAUGCGCUUCAUGUCCCAUCCCGUAUCGGAGGAACAUCUACCUUCAGCUCUAAUGACAUUCUACACAGAGGUUGAACAAACUGGUGCUUCAUCGGAAUUCUACGAUAAAUUCACCAUUCGUUACCACAUCUCGAUCAUCAUCAAGUCCAUGUGGGAUAAGAGUCAGGUGCACAAACUCGCCAUCAUCAAUGAAUCCAAAUCCGGAAAACACUUUGUCAAGUUUAUCAACAUGCUCAUGAAUGACACCACAUUCCUAUUGGAUGAGGCAAUGGACGCCUUGAAACGUAUUCACGAAGUCCAAGAGGAGAUGGCCAAUCGAGCAAAAUGGAUCAAGCAAACCAACGAGCAACGAAGCAAUCGGCUUCGGAAUCUGGCCCAAGACGAGCGACAAUGUAAAUCGUAUCUGACCUUGGCUCGAGAAACGGUGGACAUGUUCCAUUAUCUGUCACAAGACAUCAAGGAACCAUUCCUAAGGCCUGAGUUAUCAGAUCGUCUGGCAGCCAUGCUCAAUUUCAAUUUGAAGCAACUCUGUGGAACAAAGUGUAAAAAUCUCAAGGUAAAGACUCCCGAGAAAUACAACUGGGAACCCAAAUGGCUUUUGAGCCAUUUAAUUGAUCUAUAUCUGCAUUUGGAUUCGGAACUUCUGGCCGCUGCUCUGGCCAAUGAUCAACGCUCAUUUUCCAUGGAAGUUUUCGAGGAUGCUGCCAAUCGGAUGAGAAAGUCGCUUAACCGUUCCAAUUCUGACUUGGAACAGUUUCGGGCCUUGGCCAGGAAAGCCCACGAGGUGGUCUUAGCAAAUAUGAAGCGGGAUGAGGACUAUGACGAUGCCCCGGAUGAAUUUAUUGACCCGAUGAUGUGUGAGCUAAUGGAAGACCCCGUGUUACUUCCGACGUCAGGGAAAAUCAUGGACCGGAAGCACAUCAACAGACAUUUGCUCUCCACUCCUAACGAUCCGUUUAACCGGCAACCCUUAACGGAGGAAAUGUUAAAGCCAGACAUCGAAUUGAAGGAGAAGAUAGAGAAGUGGAAACGCGAAAAGACCAGGGAUCGCGAUGAUGUCAGCAGCUCUUAAGCCUUUUAAGGGGCCCAUCUCACGAAACCAACCAUCUAUUCAAGACCCGAGUGUGAGGGCAACCCAGAACCAAUUGGAUAAAAUUUGCAUUUUUGUAUUAUUAGAUUCAUGCUCAGAAUGAGUGGUUGCGACGGUCAACUGAACCAUCUGGACUGAAUUCCAUUCCGUGUAAUUAUUUUGCUGAGAGCCUAUUUACGGCCUUUUCCGUCGUCAUUUGGGAAUAAAGAACCAUCCAUCCACUAA